Messenger RNA from Xenopus tropicalis (tropical clawed frog), 1357 nucleotides. RefSeq lists its product as uncharacterized. The record is from RefSeq and is a predicted model, not a curated record. The transcript is spliced from 4 exons. Lineage: Eukaryota; Metazoa; Chordata; Amphibia; Anura; Pipidae. Bases 151 to 1005 code for a protein of 284 amino acids.
GACUUGCCCGGCCACAGUCACAUGACACGCCCUGGAACACAUUUUUACAUGACAAUUCCUGAGAAGUGAGAUAGCACAGCGAGGUAAGUACUUUCACUUUUACUUCUUUCUGCCGACUUUACUUUGCAGCUCAGAGACAGAGGAACAGAGAUGGCUGGAUAUGAGAGACCCGCGGAUCAUGUGAGGGACUAUAUCCGGCGCUUCAGCCUUGAUAACUGCGCUCUUGGGAGCCAGGGCUAUAACCGAGUCCUCCUACAGCUGUUUGGGUAUAUGGGCCAUGGCAAGUCCUCCCUCAUCAACUCAUGCAAGUACGUAUUAGAUGAUGGGGAAUAUCACAUUUAUGCCAAAGCAUCGGCUUCCCAUAAGAGCGUCACUUACAGCAGAACAGCCUACCCCCUCACCGACACCAUCACCAUUGUGGAUAACAGGGGGUGCGCUACGUUCAACGCGUAUGAGACGGGAGAAAUUUACGCCCAGCUGGGUAACUUUAUCCCUCUGAAUCAGAGAGUUGAAUGGACAAAUAACUAUAUACAAAUGAUAAACAGAUUGGAGGACUCAGAAAUGGAUCCUAAUUUCACAGACUUUACUAUUCCCGUGUUUGUUUACAGCGUUAAAAAGGGACUCGCUGAAGGGGAGAAGAAAGAGACUAAAGAGUUCAUUGACAACUGUCGGAAAAUGACAGGAGUUUAUCCAAUUGUGGUUCUGACCAACAAGACCUCUGGUGACUUCCUACAGGCUGAGAAGGAGUUCCUGCUGAUGGGGGUAGAAAAGGUGAUUAAGGUAGAAAACUACACAAGGGAGGAUCAUGGCAGAACCCAAGGGCGCCACAAGGAGAUCCUACACUUUCUCUACAGCGUUCUGGAAGAUGUCAACUUCCAGAUGAGAUAUCGGAAAAACCCAAGGAAAGAGCGGAUUGAGCGCAAGAAAUUUCUGCUAAACUUUCUGCACGAGAGAGAGGUGACUCAAAGAUUGGAGCAAACGAGUAGUCAAGAUAUAAGGAACUAAUAUUAAAUGGUGGACAACUGACCAAACAAAACACUGAUCUGGAGCUUUGGGAGAUUUCCUUCCUUAUAUCAAGUAGACCUGUAAUGGUGCUGGCAGGAAUUGUGCUAUGGUCUUGAUUGUUUUCCACACAUGUUGCCUCCAAGCCAACGGUCCCAACUGCGAUUCCCUGCUUUUUCUUUCCACUCCCUUUAGAAACUCAUGUUGUCAGAAUCCUAGCACCCUAGACAGUGAUCUCCCAAUGGAAAUCAUCAAUGUGCCCAACUUUCAUCAUCACAGAUCUGUUUAUACUAGUGAUGAGCCAGGUUGCCCAAUGCAAAAAUGCCCAUAGACUCCAAAGGCUUCAUAGACACCC